Molecule: messenger RNA, 1125 nt
Organism: Necator americanus (New World hookworm)
Lineage: Eukaryota; Metazoa; Nematoda; Chromadorea; Rhabditida; Ancylostomatidae
Exons: 10
Coding region: 1-1125 (374 amino acids)
Molecular function (GO): serine-type endopeptidase inhibitor activity
Source: RefSeq, a predicted model, not a curated record
AUGUCGUUGUCGCACAGUCAAGACAGCUCCAACAGCGCGUUUUUAACAGCAGAAACGGAUUUUGGGCUGAAUAUGAUGAGACAAGCGCCUGCGACCGAACCUCUCGUUGUCUCUCCCAUUUCGGUGAUAUUCGCUCUCGGAAUGAUUCAGCUUGGAGCCAAAGGAAAAACGAAAACACAAAUUAACCAACUCAUUUCAAAAGAAUCAUCUGACAUUGACAUCAUCAACUACUAUUCGAACCUAUCGAGCCAAAUACAAAAUGCGACUAAUGGAGUGAGCACUAGGAUUGCUAAUGGUUUCUUCUUGAACAAGCAGUUCGCCAUCUCAGAUCAGUACAGAGGUGAUAUCGCGAAGAAAUAUGCAGCUCUUAUACAGUCUGUGGACUUCACAAAUCAGCAACAGGCAGCUGAGACAAUAAACACAUUUGUCAACGAAACAACGGCAGGAAAAAUAGAAGAAAUUGUGAAAGCAGAAGAAUUGAAAGAUCCGUUUUCUAUUAUUGUGAAUGCCAUAUAUUUCAACGCCGAAUGGGAAAUUAAGUUUGACAGUGACAGAAAUUCGCUUGGAACGUUCCACAGUACACCAGAAAAAGGAAGAGAGAUCACAUUUAUGAACGAUUUUGGAGUGUACAGACUCUAUACAGAAGACCAAGACGUGCAGGUGCUCUCGCUGUCGUACAAGGAUACUUCCUACGCUUUCAACAUCUUCCUGCCGAAGCAAAAAUAUAAUCUUGCAACGAUUCGGGAGAAUUUCAAAGGAGAAACAAUUCAAAAGUAUUUAUCGCAGUUGGAUACCACCAAGGUUUCGAUCACAAUACCGAAAAUAAAAAUUGAAACGAACUUCAAACUGAAGGAAGCCCUGGUCGCCAUGGGAGCGACGGAGAUGUUCACCAAGAACGCCGAUCUCAGCGGAAUUGUCAAAGCGCCACCACUUUAUGUUUCGAAAGCCGCUCACAAGGCAAUUAUUGAGGUUGACGAGGCUGGUACAACCGCUGCAGCUGCCACAAUGAUGGAGAUUAUGGCCGGCAGUGGAAUGGGCGAGCCAAAAAGCUUCGUAGCCGAUCAUCCAUUUAUGUUUGUUCUUACAAAAGACAGAAACCCAUUAUUCAUUGGACAAUUUGUAUAA